Molecule: messenger RNA, 928 nt
Organism: Mytilus trossulus (common blue mussel)
Lineage: Eukaryota; Metazoa; Mollusca; Bivalvia; Mytilida; Mytilidae
Exons: 4
Coding region: 36-722 (228 amino acids)
Biological process (GO): fatty acid beta-oxidation
Cellular component (GO): peroxisome
Molecular function (GO): delta(3)-delta(2)-enoyl-CoA isomerase activity
Source: RefSeq, a predicted model, not a curated record
GUCACGUUAUCUAUCAUGUGACAUUAGGGUCAGAAAUGGGAACGACACAGAAGAUUACCACAGAGUUUACUGCUGAUGGAUUUGGAAUUAUUCGAAUGUUAAAUGGACAGAAUCGGUUAAAUAUCGACUUUCUCACUGAAUUAAACUCAGCACUUGAUCGCGUUUUAAGUAACAAAGAUUGCAAAGCUCUUAUAACAACAUCUGAAGGAAAGUUUUACAGCAAUGGGAUUGAUUUGGAUUGGCUGUUUAAACAGCCCGAAAAAAUAGCACAGACAUUUUCCAACCUUUUACACGAUACGCUAUGGAGGAUCAUGCACUUCCCUUUACCAACUGUGGCAGCAUUAAAUGGUCACACGUUUGCUGGAGGAGCCUUCAUUGCAAUUUCACAUGAUUACAGAGUUAUGCGGGCCGACCGUGGAUGGAUUUGUUGGAAUGAAACUCACCUUAAGUUGCCAAUUGGUGAUCCUCUACAUGAAGUUUUGAACACAAAAGUUUGGAAUCUUGAUGCUAUGCGUGAAGCUGUUGUGUUUGGGAGAAGAAUAACAGCACCGGAAGCCAAAACAUUGAGCCUUGUUGAUUCUGUCGUUGAAUUAGACAAGCUACUUCCGGAAGCAAAGAGAUUGGCAAAGCAUGCGCUUGGGAACAAUGACAUUGACAGAAACGCACUAACAAUGAUGAAAUCAAACACAUAUGUCAGAAAGAUUUUUCCGUCUAAAUUAUGAUCAUUUAAGAGAAAUCAAAAUGUUAUGUUCACACCAACAUGGAGAUGGCAUGCGGAGGUGUUUGCUGUGCAAAUCAUAUAUGUUUGAUAAAUAAAAAAACAACCGAUUUGUACGCUGGUUAACACCCUCCGCUGGAUUAUAAAUGAAGAUAUAAUCACCUCUAUAUGAUUUAAUCUAUAGCCAGAAAAGACAAAAUAAUAGUAAUU